Messenger RNA from Aureobasidium subglaciale EXF-2481, 825 nucleotides. RefSeq lists its product as uncharacterized. NCBI's taxonomy places the organism in Eukaryota, Fungi, Ascomycota, Dothideomycetes, Dothideales, Saccotheciaceae. The record is from RefSeq and is a predicted model, not a curated record. The transcript is spliced from 3 exons. Gene Ontology annotation, molecular function: oxidoreductase activity, acting on NAD(P)H, oxygen as acceptor. Gene Ontology annotation, cellular component: intracellular anatomical structure. Bases 1 to 825 code for a protein of 274 amino acids.
AUGUCCAUGACCAUUGAAGACGCCGCUGUGGUUCGCCAGCCGAAGCCCGUACCAAACACACCCGAGAAUGUUCUCGAACAGUUCAGCAUGAAGGGCAAAGUCGUCGCCAUCACUGGCGCAUCUGAUGGAAUUGGUUGGGCAGUCGCAGAGGCUAUCGCAGAAGCUGGAGGAGAUCUUGCUCUUUGGUACAACACAAACGAUGCCGCCAUCUCCAAGGGCGAGCAAAUCGCAAAGAAACACGGCAUUCGUGCCAAGGCAUACCAAGUCGAGGUCUCUGAUCACGAAGCUGUCAAGUCUGGAGUCGAUGCAGUUGUCAAAGACUUCGGAAAGCUUGAUGUUUUCGUUGCAAAUGCCGGUAUGGCGAUCUCGAAGGCAAUCACAGAGCAGACCAUCGAGGAGUACAGAAAACAGAUGUCGGUCAAUGUGGAUGGUGUCGUUUUUUGCGCAAAGUACGCUGGAGCUGUUUUCAAGAGUCAAGGAUUUGGCAACCUCAUCAUCACAUCGAGCAUCUCUGCUCACAUUGCAAACGUGCCAGUUGACCAGCCUGUUUACAACACAACGAAGGCCGCCGUGAACCACCUUGGAAAGAGUUUGGCAAGAGAAUGGCGCGACUUUGCAAGAGUCAACAUCGUGUCUCCUGGUUUCUUCGACACAAAGAUGGGCGCCUCGCCGCUCUGCAUCAACGAGGCAUACCGUAUGACACCCUUGGGACGUAUGGGUAACGUCAAGGAGAUCAAGGGAUUGUUCUUGUACCUGGCCAGCGAUGCGUCCUCGUACCAGACAGGAAGCGACACAAUCAUCGACGGUGGAUAUGUCCUGGUUUAG